CAGCGCCGAGGCCGGGCCAUGGCCACCACCAGCACCACCGGCUCCACCCUGCUGCAGCCCCUCAGCAACGCCGUGCAGCUGCCCAUCGAUCAGGUCAACUUUGUAGUGUGCCAACUAUUUGCCUUGUUAGCAGCCGUUUGGUUUCGAACUUAUCUACAUUCAAGCAAAACUAGCUCUUUUGUCAGACACGUAGUCGCUACUCUUUUGGGCCUUUAUCUUGCAUUUUUUUGCUUUGGAUGGUAUGCCUUACACUUUCUUGUACAAAGUGGGAUUUCCUACUGCAUCAUGAUCAUAGCAGGAGUGGAGAGCAUGCACCAAUGUUGCUUUGUGUUUGCUUUGGGAUACCUCUCAGUGUGUCAAAUUACUAGAGUCUAUAUCUUUGAUUAUGGACAAUAUUCUGCUGAUUUUUCAGGCCCAAUGAUGAUCAUUACGCAGAAGAUCACUGGUUUGGCUUACGAAAUUCACGACGGGAUGUUUCGAAAGGAUGAAGAACUGACUCCGUCGCAGAGGGGAUUAGCUGUGAGGCGCAUGCCAAGUCUCCUGGAGUAUGUAAGUUAUACCUGCAACUUCAUGGGCAUCCUGGCAGGCCCGCUCUGCUCUUACAAAGACUACAUUGCUUUCAUUGAAGGCAGAGCGUCCCACAUGGCACAGACAAGUGAAAACGGAAAAGAAGAACAGCAUGGAAAAGCAGAUCCAUCUCCAAACGCAGCAGUUACGGAGAAGCUCCUGGUCUGUGGACUCUCCUUAUUGUUUCACCUGACCAUCUCUAACAUGCUGCCUGUAGAGUACAACAUUGAUGAGCAUUUCCGAGCCACUGCAUCGUGGCCAACCAAAGCCACCUAUCUGUAUGUCUCUCUCUUGGCUGCCAGACCGAAGUACUAUUUCGCAUGGACCUUAGCUGAUGCCAUAAACAAUGCUGCAGGCUUCGGUUUCAGAGGUUACGACAAGAAUGGAGUGGCUCAAUGGGACUUAAUUUCCAAUUUGAGAAUUCAGCAGAUAGAGAUGUCAACAAGUUUUAAGAUGUUUCUCGAUAAUUGGAAUAUCCAGACAGCUCUCUGGCUCAAAAGGGUGUGUUAUGAACGAGCAACCUUCAGUCCAACAAUCCAGACAUUCUUUCUCUCUGCCAUUUGGCAUGGGGUCUACCCAGGAUACUAUCUGACAUUUCUAACAGGAGUGUUAAUGACGUUAGCAGCUCGGGCUGUGAGAAAUAAUUUUAGGCAUUAUUUCGUUGAACCCCCUCAACUUAAGUUAUUCUAUGACAUCAUAACAUGGGUGGCAACACAGCUAACCAUAAGUUACACGGUUGUUCCGUUCGUGCUUCUAUCCAUAAAGCCAUCAUUCACGUUUUACAGCUCCUGGUACUACUGCCUUCACGUCUGUAGCAUCUUAGUGAUGCUAUUGCUGCCUGUGAAAAAGUCUCAGAGAAGAAAGAGCGCACAGGAAAAUGUCCAGCUCUCACGGGCCAAAAAGUUUGACGAAAGGGAAAAUUCUCUGGGACAGAACAGUUUUUCCACGAUGAAUAAUGUUUGCAAUCAGAACCAAGACACUGGCUCCAGACAUUCGUCACUAACGCAGUGACUGGGAGAGCACAUGAUAGCUGUUUCCCGUCUGUGAACAGAAGCCAGUCUUGACGCCUUUGCAGAGCCUCCUGUUUAAGGAAGAGGGACUAACUGGGUGGAAUGGGACGGUCUUGGAUAGGGGAUUUUCUAUAUACUAGAUUGGAAAUGGAAUGAAAUAACCCCUCCCAUGCCAUGUUCCUGUGGGUCACGCCUUAUACAAAAUCUUUCCAUAUUUCAGUAGGGCACUCUGACCUCAGCAUCUGCCCUCAAGGUCAUACAUGUACCCUGUUACUGAAUGUAUACUGCGUAUCCCAAGGCACUGAAGAGGUGGAAAAAUAAUCAUGUCAAUCUAGGUGAUUAACUUUUUCCAAAUGAAUGUCUUGCCUUAAAUCUUCCGUUUUCUAAAAUGUUGUUCCGGGAUGGUAUUUUGAAGUGUAAUAUCGUGAGGAGAUGAUUUCAGUAGUUGAUACGGUGUGCUGCAGAGACGAUUGAGGAGCAGUCUAAAACCAGAUAGUUAAGAUCGUGGGUACUUUAAACAUGCAAUAAACAUCUCAGUAUUCGAAGGGUUUUCCUAAGGUAUCUUAGAGGACUGUCUGCAUGGUGGAACUGUAAGCAGUCAGGGCUUAAUCACAGGGAACUUAUUUUUCUCGGAGCUUAAUGACCUGGUAUCUGUCGGGGCCCUUCCAGGAGGACUUUCUUAAACAUAAUUAAAGGUUGGCAAUGUGAUAUUUUAGGCUUAUUUUCUUAAGAAAAAAAAAAAAACAAUAAUAAGAGGGAAGAUAAGGUAAGCAGGCCAGAAUGAGGAAAGCUCUGUGUGGCCUGAAGCCAGCAACAGAGGGAGGGCUUCUUCCCCCUUCUGUGUCCGAGAGCAGUGUAACUGUAUGGGACACAGCAGCUUAAUAUAGAUAACACUGUGGACUUUUUGAAGAAAUUUCUUGAGCAUAAAUUACAUAGAGCUAGAGGGGGUUAUAAGAGUAAUAGGGAUAGAUGAUUUGAAGAUUGUGAAAGAAAUCUCUAGUAAUUAAGGUUUUGUACUGUUCAUCAGUUUCUUGCCCCUGUCCCUUUCAUUGCUGUUUGGGAAAGAUUUAGGGAAAAGAAAACUUAGUUGAUGGUCGAAAUGACUUUUUUUUUUUUUUUUUUUGAAAAUAAUAAAUUAGUUU
Arvicanthis niloticus (Nile rat) is the source of this 2719-nucleotide messenger RNA. RefSeq names its product membrane bound glycerophospholipid O-acyltransferase 2 (gene Mboat2). The record is from RefSeq and is a predicted model, not a curated record. Gene Ontology annotation, biological process: lipid modification. Gene Ontology annotation, molecular function: acyltransferase activity. Gene Ontology annotation, cellular component: membrane. Lineage: Eukaryota; Metazoa; Chordata; Mammalia; Rodentia; Muridae.